This is a messenger RNA of Meleagris gallopavo (turkey), 4724 nucleotides long. The record is from RefSeq and is a predicted model, not a curated record. Lineage: Eukaryota; Metazoa; Chordata; Aves; Galliformes; Phasianidae.
AGGUCCCUUCCAACCCUGGCCAUUCUGUGUGCUGGUAGGGAAGCUUGAGGCUGCUGCUGCUUCUUGAUAGUGGUUUCCUUGCACCAGUUGAAAUUAGCCUGGAAAUUAAGCUUCUGAGGUGGCACCUACAUAACGUGCUUAUUCCUGGCAUUUGUAUUUUCAGCAGUAGGAGAGUGAGUAAAAUAAGUGAAUAAAAAAGAGAAAAAAAAACCUGAGCAUUCUGUAGCUUUCUGAAAAGCAGAUGAGUGAAUGGGAGGAAGCAGCAUUAAAGGAAUGAAGCUUAAACAGCACUAACGUCUGUAAGUCUGUGUCAGUAAGGAGGAUGUUGUUCCUAAAAGCAUGAGCUUGGCCAGUGUCUUUUUUGUACUCCUCUGAAUUAUCCCCAUUGACCUGUUGUCAUUACACCUCUGGUUCAGUGUUCAGCGGUUUUGUGGUUGCUGUUGGAUUCCCACUAAUAUGUAUUUGCUUACAUAUUUGCUUCUGAUACUUUUUAAACUGAAGCCUCUGGCAGGCUUUUCAUUAGGUGAGCCUUAAGAUAGGCUUUUAUUUAACAAAAAAGAAAAAGACACUCCGUCAAGUUUGUAAUAGGUGUUAUUUUGGGGUGUUGUUAUUUUUGUUAUGCAAGGACCACUGGACAUUGUUAAGUGCAGCUGUGAGCAAAAAGUCAUUUCUCCCUAAUUUGCCCACAAAUGUGUUAGGUUUGCCACCCUAGCACACAAUCAGAAUUCAUGUGGAUGUGAACCCAUGUAGUCAGGUACAGUUUUGAAGCUGACCCUGUCUCUGAGAGGAGGAUGGGGCUAAGAAUCUACCCGAAUCCCUUCCAGUCUUGUUUUUCUAUUUUUCUUUUGCAUAUUGCAUUCCCUACAGAAACCCAGCAGGCUUCUUUAGGCAAUGGAAUAACCAAGUCUGUGUAAUAGAAAUCACAGAAUCUCUGGUGCGUAAUCCCUCAGGUGAGGCCUGCUGAAUAAGACCCAGGACACGAUAUGCUGGCUUUUUAACAGCAUUCUUCAGCUGACAUAAGUAUAAGGAUGGAUUUUUCUCCAGGUGCUGUGGUUUAAAAUAUUAGUUUAGCAUGCAGUGACAAGCUUACCUGAAAGCCACUGACCUGAGUUGGUGUCCCGAGGAGGUUGUUACCUUGUUUUCUGCAGCUAAUACUUAAUAUUCUUAUUUCUGACUUCAAAUGCCCCGUCUGUUGCUAUUGACUUGAAAUGCCUGCAGGAUGUACUUGUUUUUCACCUGAAAGAUUGUAGUGGUUUCUCUGCUGCUAGUAGAUACUGUUUAGGAAUUGUAGACAGCAAACUGAGAUGUAGAGGUCAUUGGAGCUCAGGAAGGGAAAGAGUGAUGACCAAUAUUAGACACUGGGAACCUCUGAUGGGUAAUUUGAAAGCCAGGGAAUGUGGUGGUGUGGGGGGUUGUUUUUUUGUUGCUUUGUUUUUUUUGUCAUACAUGAGACCUAAGCAUAUUCCUCAGUUUUGUCUUCUGCAGGUUGUAGAAUAAUGUUGAUAUAGUUGGUAUCUGCUGUACCUCAUUUACCUGGAGAUUUUCUUGUUUCAAUUUGAUCCUGAGUGUAUUUCCUGAAAGAGAUGAAGAAAGGACCAGGAAGUGGUGCUUGUCCCAGUGCUGGAGUUCCAGACGAGAUAACAGAGCCAAACUCAGAUGGCAGUAGGAGCAACGGAGACUCAGCAAAAAAGGAAGAUGUGCUUCCCUUUCCUGGAGAACUGGAAAAUAUACCGCUGAAACCCAGCAGCGAAACACACAGAAAAAAACUCUGUGGCUAUUUAAACAAGCUAGGCAUUAGGGGUCCAAUCAAGACCUGGAAGUCUCGGUGGUUCAUUUAUGAUGAAAAUAAAUGCCACUUACUAUACUACAGGACUGCACAGGACAUCAACCCUUUGGGCUCUGUUGAUCUCUCCAGUGCUAGCUUUGACUGCAAAGUAGAAAGUGAUGAAGGGGUUUUUGAGAUCAGAACACCAAACAGAGUUUUUACUUUAAAGGCAAUCAGCAAACAGGCAAUGAUGUACUGGCUGCAGCAGCUACAAGUGAGACGUUGGGAAUUUUGCAGUGCUCAGAGCAGAUUUCCUGUGGGCAGCUCCCAGCUUGUAAAUGAACCUCUAGUUGGCAGAAUAAAUGUUGCUGAUGAUGAGGGCUUUCUGCCUCCAGUCAAAACGCCAACAGAAGUGGUGGGUUUACAGGCAGCCUCUUUGCCUGCUCCCCAAACAGCUACAACUUUGCAGAACAUCUCCCUUAAGCACCCUUGGACGGAGAUACAAAACACUGUCUACAAUAUCUGUGGCUCCAAGCAACUCUGGGGGAAUGAUGGGAAUGUUUUUAACUUCAGUAAAUUCCAGGAGCACCCUGAACAAGAGGCAGAAGUGGAAGCACAGUGUACAGUGAAGGAGACCCCAGAGGAUGGGAAGAUGGAGUCUAAGUUGAACUUGUUUAGGAAAGCCAAGUGGGUGAACAGUAGCUUAACAGAAGAGCAACCCCGGGAGAGGAACUCAAUGGAUAAAGUGAACGUCCUACAGCAACAGAUGCUGACACUCACAGAGGAGGUCAAGUCACAGAAGGAGUUGGUUAAGCUUCUCCACAAAGCCCUGGAGGCAGCCCAGCAGGAGAAGCGAGUAUCUAGCAUGUAUCUCACUGCAGCAGAAGAUAAGGACAGGCUGGAGUUAGUGCGCCACAAAGUAAGACAAAUUGCAGAUCUCACCAGUCGACUGGAAGCUCUUGAGCAGGAAAAGAAGGAACUUGAGCAGACGCUUGCUCUGAGAGACAGCCAUAUCCAGGAACUCAAAGAGCAUGUGCAGCUUCUGAUGGAGAAGAAUCAUGCCAAACAGCAAGUCAUCGUGGCCUUGACAGAGCAGAGGACCCAAGAACACUCUGAUCCCCUGCAAGAAGCAAAUGCUAUCACUGCAGAGACACUGUAUAAACAACAGGAGGAGAUUGAGCACCUGAAGGAUGAUAUUGAUGCAUACAAAACCCAGAACCAAUUUCUCAAUUCGGAGAUCCACCAGGUUACUCGACUCUGGACAAGAGUUGCUGAGAAUGAAAAAACCCUUCUGAUGAAGUGCGCCUAUCUGCAAGCCCAGAACUGCCAGAUGGAGAGCAAAUACCUGAUGGUCUUGCGGAAGCUGCAGGAGACUCUCUGUGGCCUGCCCAGCUCACAUGCUGAUUUGGUGAGGAACCUCAUCCAGGAAGCACUCCAGUGGGAUGUGAAGGAAGGAGCAGAUCUGAACCUGAACCCUGUGAGUGAGUACGACGAGUACGGGUUUAUGACUGUACCUGACUACGAAGUUGAGGACUGGAAACUUCUGGCCAAAAUUCAAGCCCUGGAGAUGAAGUCCAACAACCUGCGGAGCCAGGAGGUAGUGGAGAAGCCCCUUCGUGACAGGUGGAAUAGCAUUGGAGAGCUGAGUCCCUCUGCAGAGCUGAAAAGCCUUAUAAGAAGUGGCAUUCCUGUGGAGCAUCGGCAGCGGGUCUGGAAGUGGAUUGUCAGCCAGCACUGCAGCUAUCUGCCUGACCACUACCAGGGCCUGUUAAGACAGAGCAAGAGCACUGAGCACCCUGCCUGUCGGCAGAUUGAGCUUGACCUGCCCCGGACACUGACCAGCAACAAACAUUUUUCAUCUCCCACUUCCCAUCUCAUCCCCCAGCUCCGAAGGGUGCUUCUGGCAUUCUCCUGGCACAAUCCUGCCAUUGGAUACUGCCAGGGACUGAACAGAUUGGCAGCUGUUGCCCUGUUGGUCCUGGAAGAUGAGGAAAAUGCUUUCUGGUGUUUGGUCCACAUUGUGGAGAACCUAAUGCCAGCAGACUACUACAGUGACACUCUGAUAACAUCACAGGUAGAUCAGAGAGUCUUCAAAGACUUCCUGGCAGAGAAGCUGCCUCGCCUCAUGGCUCAUUUUGAGCAGUAUCAAAUUGAUGUCUCACUCAUCACCUUCAACUGGUUUCUGGUGGCCUUUGUGGACAGCUUGGUCAGUGACAUCCUCCUGCGAGUGUGGGAUGCUUUCUUGUAUGAAGGAACUAAGGUGAUUUUCCGCUAUGCUCUUGCAAUUUUUAAAUACAACGAGGAGGAAAUCCUAAGAAUUCAUGACAGUGUGGAGAUCUACCAGUACCUACGUUUUUUCACAAGGAUGAUUGUGGAUGGCAGGAAGCUGAUGAACAUUGCCUUCAAUGACUUAAACCCCUUCCCCAUGAAACUGCUGAGGAAUCGGAGGAGAAUUCACAGGGCAGAGCUGGAGACAGAGCUGUGCGAGCUGGAACAGAUCAAAGCAGCCUACGUAAAAGGGAGAGCAGAGCAGGGAUCUCAAGGCUUGGAGGAAAUCGUUAGUGAGGAGGAAGAAGAGAUAUAGCAAAGACGGAGCUCAUCACUCCUCUUUCACCUUGUGGAAGGUCUAACAGCUAUCUGUACUUGACAGAGAGAGAACAGAUGCUUGUGAGGAGUUCAUCUGCCCCUGGAAACAAGGCUGUAGAUGUAGGACUAUAUGGGGAUUUAGCCAGGCUUUGUGAUAGAUCGGAAGGUGUCAUAGGAAUUUUACCCAUCCUACCCACCCUGUGCUGUGCAACUGAGGGAUGCAGCUGUAGGAUCUGUAGUAAAUAAUGGUUGUGGUACCACAGCAUGAUGCAAAUGAUCCAACCAGGCAGGGCAUUUCUUAAAGAGGCUUGAAAGAGAUUUUUCUGUGCAUGUAAAAUUACAAAUAAAUAAAUAAACAAAGAGCAUUUCCUCA